This is a messenger RNA of Guyanagaster necrorhizus, 1813 nucleotides long. Its product is annotated as WD40 repeat-like protein. NCBI's taxonomy places the organism in Eukaryota, Fungi, Basidiomycota, Agaricomycetes, Agaricales, Physalacriaceae. Bases 51 to 1778 code for a protein of 575 amino acids. Gene Ontology annotation, cellular component: histone deacetylase complex. The record is from RefSeq and is a predicted model, not a curated record. Gene Ontology annotation, molecular function: transcription corepressor activity; protein binding. The transcript has 10 exons. Gene Ontology annotation, biological process: regulation of transcription by RNA polymerase II.
GCCACACCCAUUCCUAUCUUGUCUCGUUGAAACUCCAACGUCUGGAGGUAAUGACGGCUCCGCUACCUUCAAACAUUACCAUUCAGGCAGACGAAAUAAACUGCUUGAUUUACUCUUAUUUCCUGGAUUGUGGUUUCAUCCAUUCCGCCUUCAAUAUCUGCCAAGAAGGACAGCUCGAGCGUUCACCCAACUUUAAGAAGCACAUUCCUCGUGGAGAACUUGCAGAACUUCUCUCCAAGGCUCUAUUUUAUACCGCCAUCGAAGCCCACAUAAGAGGUGGAGAGGUUGCUGCGAACUGCAGGGCUCGAUUUUCGCUUCUCGAAAACCACGUUUGUUCUCCCGAUCCACCUCAACAAGUCGUCACGACACUACUUGUACCAACGCUUCUGACUCCAGUCGUCAAGGAAAGCUCUACUAUUGCCAAGCCCGUCGAAAACGUCCAACCAACUGGAAAGCCAAAGGCGACUCCGACACCUACAUUCACCUCAGAGAACGCAGAGAAAGGCUUGAAAAGAUCAGAAGACAUGGAUAUUGACAGACCUACUCAAUCUCCAGAGGUGGAUCCCUCGCCAAUGGAUUCCAUCCUUACCCCCAUCACUGGAAAGGCCAUAAACACAGAAUCUCGAUAUUACGAACCUGAUGAUGAAGAUGGACCACCUGCCAAUGCGAUUCGUACGAUGGAGGGUCAUAAAUCCGAGGUUUUCGUAUGUGCUUUCAAUCCGGUGAAACCCUAUGUGCUCGCCUCAGGAUCCAAAGACGCUACUGUCAAUCUGUGGCAUGUUCCUGAGCCCAUUGAUGACCCCCGUCCAAACAUACCGCGAAGCGUUGUUUUCACUCCAAAGGGAGGACAAGGUGAUCUCACAUCCAUGCACUGGAAUAAGGAUGGGACAUUCCUUGCUGUUGGUAGCUAUGACUCUCUGCUUCGAAUAUUAACAGCCACGGGAGAGAUUUAUGCUACCCUGGAGAAACAUACCGAUCCUAUAUUUACUGUUCGCUUUUCCCCAUCCGGUCGGUAUUUAUUAUCUGCAAGCCUUGAUGGAUCAUCAUGUCUAUGGGACGUUAAGGCAAAGACAUUGCUAAGAGAGUAUCGAUGUCAUAGAGACUGUGUCCUUGAUGUUGAAUGGAUAAACGAUGUUAUGUUUGCAAGCUGCGGGGCUGAUAAGAAUAUACACGUAUUAAGCGUCGAUGAUCCCAUGCCAAUCAAGUCUCUCACUGGGCACACCAAUGAAAUUAACCAGAUAGUAGUGAAUGCUUCCGGGACCGGUCUAGCAUCCUGUUCAGAUGAUAAAACGGGCCGACUAUGGAACAUCACAAAUCUAUCGACGGACAGUAUUCCUGGCUUGGGAGCUUCCGACCAGGUUGUUAUACUUAAUGGUCAUAAGCACGCUGUGACCACCAUGGCUUGGAUUGAGGAGAAAAUGUCACGGGUGUACGUGGCCACUGGCUCAUUCGACUGCUCGACGCGAUUGUGGGAUCCAGAUACCGGCGACUGCCUGAAAGUGUUCUCAGACUGGCGCCGGCCCGUGUAUGUGAUUACUGCUGCUCCAGGUGGACCGUUAUUUGCCGCUGGAGGUGGCGAUGGCUGGAUGAAUAUAUAUGAUGUUCGAGAUCAAGAGAAGAAGUGGUCUUGGUAUUCAGGCUUUGACAGACCAGGAAUAUUUGACAUAGAUUGGCAGGAGUAUGAGAAGGGUAAAAUCAAUCAUGUGGCAGUAUCCCUUGAAUCGCAUAGGAUGGUUGUCUUCGAUGUAAAUAGGAUCGAUGCUCUCAAUCUGUAUUAAUGAGUAGUAUUGUGGAUGACGAUGCUGUAAUUACG